UUAUUUUAAUGCAACUCGGAUUUAGAAGUACUAAUCUUCUGACAAAUUCUGUCUCACACACACAAUGGCGUCAACAGUUGCAGGAAGUGUUCCCUAUUCAUCACUCACCACUCCCAAACCCUCGGAUCUAAACCCCAAAAUCUACUCUCUUGCACACAAUCCAAACAAUCCGCCAUCACCACUCAAUUGCAGCAACCAAUCCUUCUCCCCUCAUUCCGCAUUUCGUUCUCGCGUCUGCAUCAACAAAAAUGCUCGACCCCGCAGCCGCUUCUCGCCAAUUGUCUAUUCUUCUUCUCCAGUUGUAAGCUCAGAGUAUUUGGAAGAACCUCAGACCAAGGUCAAAUAUCAAACUUCACUGAGCCUUCCUGGUUGUUCUUCCUCACUGUCAUUACUCGGAACUGGAUACAGGGAAAAAGUGUUCGCUAUUAUUGGGGUGAAAGUGUACGCUGCGGGAUUAUAUGCAAACCCAUCCAUCUUCAGUAAGUUAGAUGCCUGGAAAAGACGUUCAUCUGCAGAGUUACAAAAGGAUUCAUCAUUAUUUGAUGCAAUUUAUCAGGCUCCUCUCGAGAAAUCACUGCAUAUUAUCUUAGUAAGAGAUCUAGAUGGUAAGACAUUUUGGGAUGCCUUGGAUGAGGCCCUUUCCCCAAGAAUUAAAUCACCGACUCCAGUAGAUGAAUCUGCACUUUCGACAUUCCGAGGCAUCUUUCAAGGCCGUCCUCUUCAGAAAGGAACUUCCAUAUUUUUGACUUGGUUGGACAUGGAAAAAAUGCUUGUUUUUGUCACACCUGAAGGAAUUCCUUCUUCUGUUGAUGCUACAAUUGAGUCAUCAAAUGUUACAUCUGCUCUCUUUGAUGUGUUUCUUGGAGGUAAUCCAGUUUCCCCAUCGUUGAAAGCUUCAGCUUGUGAAGGAUUGGCUGCAGCACUCAAGUAAUGGAAGAAAUGUGAAUUUCCUGUUAUUCUUUUAGCUUUGAAGGCUAGUUUAUUCCUAUGAACAAACUUUUAUUCCCACUGAAGAGCUUAAGUUUUGACAUGCAUAUACAUAUUCUUAUGUAUCAAUCAGCCAGCCUGCUCACCAUGCACUUUUUUCUGUUUGAAAUACAAGCACAAUUUCAAGUUUCUGGUUUAAA
Messenger RNA from Salvia miltiorrhiza (redroot sage), 1127 nucleotides. RefSeq names its product fatty-acid-binding protein 3, chloroplastic-like. The record is from RefSeq and is a predicted model, not a curated record. Gene Ontology annotation, biological process: fatty acid metabolic process. Lineage: Eukaryota; Viridiplantae; Streptophyta; Magnoliopsida; Lamiales; Lamiaceae. Gene Ontology annotation, cellular component: chloroplast stroma. The transcript has 5 exons. Gene Ontology annotation, molecular function: intramolecular lyase activity; fatty acid binding. The coding region runs from base 65 to 931 and encodes 288 amino acids.